Messenger RNA from Schistosoma bovis, 1820 nucleotides. The record is from the annotation of a GenBank genome assembly. Lineage: Eukaryota; Metazoa; Platyhelminthes; Trematoda; Strigeidida; Schistosomatidae.
AGAUCCAAUGAACCAUCUAACUUGUCGUUUUUGGAUGAAGAAAAUUUCUGGAAUUAAUUUGCAGUUCUCUAAACGCUAUUCAGAUGUCAGUGACUUUAGAAGUGUACUUUCUAAGUCACGCAAUGUUCUGGUAUUGACUGGUGCUGGUAUAAGUGCUGAAAGUCAUGUUCCAACCUUUAGAGGAUCAGGUGGAUUAUGGAGGAAUUUUUCUUCCCAGGAUCUUGCUACACCCGAUGCAUUUCAUUCAAAUCCUGGUUUGGUUUGGGAGUUUUAUCAUUACCGUCGUGAAGUCGUCCGUCGUAGAUGUCCUAAUGCUGGACAUAUAGCUCUUGCCCAUGCAGAGAAACAAUACACUGAAUGUGGUCGCUCAUUCUUUGUCAUUACACAGAAUGUGGAUGGCCUUCAUGCCAAAGCAGGGAGUGUUAAUGUAUUGGAAUUGCACGGAAACCUUUAUAAAACACGAUGUUUAAAGUGCAGUGACAUUCGAGUGAAUUUUGACAGUCCGAUAUGUGCAGCAUUACUUGGUCGCGGUUCACCAAUCAUUGAGAUUAUUCCAUACGAGCCAAUUCCUGCAUCUCAGUUACCACGUUGUCAAAAUCUUAUUAACAGUAAUAUAUGUGGUGGACUGCUACGACCACAUGUUGUUUGGUUUGGAGAAAAUUUUGAACCACAUAUCCUUUCUAGAGCUGAUGAAAUAGUUCAGAAAGCUGAUGUCUGUCUGGUUGUUGGUACUAGUUCUGUUGUUUAUCCCGCUGCAAGUUUUGCUCCAUCUUUAGCCAACCGUGGAAUUCCUGUCGCUGAAAUCAAUGUAGAAGUUACUCCAGCCACUCAUUUAUUACAAUACCAUUUUCAAGGAAAAUCUGGUGAUAUUCUACCAAAACUGUUUAAUUCCUUAGCCUUAACUUAGUCGAUAUGAUAAUUAAAUAAUGCUAUUUUUUGUAUGUAUCUACCUUCAACUUCAUUUAUUUGUUUUGUAAUCUUUGUUUACGUUAAAAUCUUUUGUAUAGUCUAUUCUAAUUACACUUUCUAUCGAGAUAUCACUUGGACAAAAAGAACGAAAUCAGCAAAUGAACCAAUAAAAUUUAUUUUGUGCAUAAAAUGCAAAGUGUUUGAAAGGUGAAACAAAUAUUAUGAAUCAUUAGAAUAAUGCUUUUUAACACCAGAGUCUGAAAAAAAUGUUUAGUUAUUUUUAUAUCUUCAUUAUAUUUCUUUGUAGUGCCAUUUUACAAGAUUGACAAAUUAAAUUGCCUACCAUCCAUGUAGCAUUACUCAGUAAAUUAUAUGGAUAAAUGAUUGUAUUGUUGACGUAUAUCAUAAGAUUAUUUUAUUGUGUUUUCUUUUCAGAGAAGUUCUCACCAAUGUGGCUGUUAUUUUUUUUGUCUAUUUUAAACAGAUUAUAUCUUUUGUUUAGUUCCCAGAAGUCAUUUAUGACAGAGAACUAUACUUUUAUCGGGAGGAGGGCCUCCUAUUCCUUUUUCAUCAGCCGAGAUUUUCAGCUUCAUUUGCUUUUUGUAAUGUAAAGCAAGAUGUCACACGGCCCCUCUUCAAACGGUAAUAUUUCAGUCUCAAUUUCAUUUAUUUAUUUGAACACAUAAAUAUUGGUACAAAGGGGCAUCGGUUACAUAUACACCACACAAGUCACUUGGUGUGUGUAUGGUCUAUGAUUCUGCGUGAUCAAUCUGUCAAAACAACCACUAACAAAUACGGAAGAACACCUACUCCAAAAAGGAUUUGACAUUCUGCAUGAGUGCCCAGGUUGAAGCAGGUGGUUUUUGGGGGGAGGGGCACCCGAAGCGUUUGACCUAAAGGUCUGAUCCACA